GUAGAUCCGGAUGGCCAAGCAGACUUUAUCAGAGGAUUCACGGCUGAUCCUGGCGGGCGCUUCGCAGCGACAGCACGUGAGUUCCAAUCGCUGAUGGCGGGGGACGAGGGCCAGGACAAUGCCAACUUCGUGCAGCUCGCAGGCUUCCGCUGUAUCCAAUGGCUUCCAGCACAGGAUAUUCUCCUGGCAUGCGGUGCUGAGGAGAGCACGGAUGCCUUGCACAGCCUCUUGGAGGAGAAGUCCAGCCCAUAUCUCUCAGCAUCGGCGAUGCUGCAUGGCGCGGCUUUCCGGCCCCUCUACAUCUCCUUUCUGCCAGGCGACGUGUGCACCAUGCCUUCAGCGCCGACGACGCCGAUGAGUUUGGGCCCCACUCCGAGGAGCUCAGCUAGCAAUGCCGGGCCCUUCUGCUGCGAAGUGCCAUCUGAGAGCCAGUUGGACUACCUGGAUCGGGCACUGCAGAACCUCCCAGGGAGGCAUGUGCAUACCAUGGCCGUCGGCUUCCCGGUCCUUCAUGGCUACGAAGGCCCUGGCUUGCCCGAAGUGCUGCUCUCCUCUUUCAUCGCCGUGCUCGAGGGUGGCAUGGAUGAGUCGGGAAGGCUGGAGCACCUGGAGAAUGGCCAGAGCUUCGUAGAAUCGCUCCUGGCCGUGCUGACCGGGCGCCUGGUGCCAUGCCGUCGGGGGCAGCUCACAGAGCUGGACAUGGCCCUGGGCGGAGAGCUUGAGCCCGGCUGCUCGCUCACGGAACUUGUCGCUGCUGAUGCUGAAGGAUCCGGCAAUCUCAUCAACAAGAUUUGCAGUCAUAUUCAGACGAAGCCCUUCUCGUGCAACGAGGCCCGUGCUUGGUGGGCCCGCCACUGCCGGCGUGCCAUGGAGUGCCACCCGCUUCUGCAGGGCCGGGCCUAUCGCAGGACGCUGCUGCAGAACUGUGUGUCCACGGAUUCCUUGAGCAUCGCUUCCUUCCCACUGGUGGCCGGGGACCUCAUCAACAACGAGUGCGCCAACGCUUUGGCGGAUGUGGGAGGGCUCCGGGUCCGAGUUGUGUCGGAGGCCCCCACUGAGAUGAAACCAGGAGAUGGGGAGAACACCGAGGUUGAUACCCUGGACUGGUGCGAUCAGAACAAUCAGCAGCGGCUGCGGGAUCUCCGCAAGCUCAUGCGAUGCCUCUUCCAAGCCUUCGAGUUGGAUGAGACGAUCAAAACCAAGGACUGCCUCAGUUUGACAAGUCACAAGCGUGGCAGGUAUGGCCGAUGGGUGUGCCUCAACCUCACCAAUGUCAUGGUGCACUCCGAUAUCUUCGCCAUUACCUUUGCUGUCCUCACCAUGUACACACUCUUUGCUCCAGACAUACUGUUGGUAUUCGGGCUCAGCACGGAGCAUACGCAGUCGCUGGCGAUAGCAAACACAGUCGUCUUGUUCUUCUUUUGCGUGGAG
Symbiodinium necroappetens is the source of this 1431-nucleotide messenger RNA. NCBI's taxonomy places the organism in Eukaryota, Dinophyceae, Suessiales, Symbiodiniaceae. The record is from the annotation of a GenBank genome assembly.